AUGUCGCUCUUCCACUCCGCGUUUGACACUCCCGGCGCGGGGUCCUCGAAACCGAUGAGUUUCGGCACCUCGGGCGCCGGCAAGAAGAAGAAGGGCAAGGCGUCCCUGAACGACGACAAGCUGCGCGCGACGGCCGUCAACGUCCAAAAGCUGAUGGAGCAAGUGGAGCGCGGCGAGAUCACCGAGAAGGCUUCCGCCGGCUCCGAGCAGCUCGGGCACAUUCCGAAGAAGAAGCGCCGCGGGCCCCAGCCAGCAGCAGCAAGAAGCAGAAGAAGAAGCGCAACUCGCUCGCUGCCCUGA
Messenger RNA from Trichosporon asahii var. asahii CBS 2479, 300 nucleotides. RefSeq lists its product as uncharacterized. NCBI's taxonomy places the organism in Eukaryota, Fungi, Basidiomycota, Tremellomycetes, Trichosporonales, Trichosporonaceae. The coding region runs from base 1 to 300 and encodes 99 amino acids. The transcript has a single exon. The record is from RefSeq and is a predicted model, not a curated record.